Messenger RNA from Cuscuta campestris, 1110 nucleotides. Lineage: Eukaryota; Viridiplantae; Streptophyta; Magnoliopsida; Solanales; Convolvulaceae. The record is from the annotation of a GenBank genome assembly.
UUCAUUAUUCAUAUUAUCAAUUAUCAUAUAUUUUAAGUUUAUUACGAAUAUUAUAAUUUCGAAAUUUUCGAAAUUUAAUAUAUAAUUAAUUUGUUAAAUAUAUUCUUUAAAUAAUUUAAAUAUAUAAUUAUUUUUUAAAUAUAUUAUAUUUUUUAAAACAUUUAUAAUUUUCGAAUUUUUUUAAAUUUUUAAUAUAUAAAAUUUCAAAUUUUUUUUAAUAUCAAAAAAUAUAUAUAUGAAAAUGUCGAGAGAGUCCGGUAGAAGGUCCGUGAAUAUGGGCUCCGUGAACCGAAGUUUGAGGAAAGGCAAAGCUAAAGCCACCUCCGACGGUUCGACCUCACGCGGUUCUCGAGGAAGACACUCCGUCUCUUCCUUUCCUACUAUCCCCGAUCAAUUCAUCAGGGACGGUAUGACGGAUGAAGAAUUUGACCAGAUUUAUUCUGGUAGAGGGGACGCGAAUCUCCCCACUCUUGAUAGUCUAUUCGAGGAUGUUGAUGAAGCAGGACUGGAUAAUCUGGACGGGGACGAGGAGCCUACACCGCACAACAACGACGUCGACGUGGAGGCAGAAACAAAAGAUGGCAUAGUUUAUGGAACUUGUAAGUAUUGUGGGGCCGUCAUUAAAAUGAGAGUUUCCGGCGGUUAUGGCGGUACUGUACCAGAAGAAACAACACCUCCUCCGCCCCCCAAAUCAAAAAAAGAUUUUAAAGGAAUAGUCGGUGGGCUUCUUGCAAAGAAAGGGAAGCGUGCUCAGCCUUCGACGAGUUCAAGUGGUACAACAGUAAGCUCGCACAACAAACUUGCUAUGUACCAAGGGGUGCCAUGCGAUUACGACGAGGACGACGUGGAGUUUGACGUCCUCGGAUGGUGGAAGCGGAACAAACACAUGUUCCCAUGUCUUGGAAAGUUAGCAAGACAAGUGUUGUCCGUCCUGACCUUGCCCCUACUCGAAACUAGAGAGGCUGUUUCCAAAGAGACCCUCGGCUCAACGUCGAAAGUUGCAUUGCUUGACUAACUGCUACUUCAUUAAUUAAAGAAGCGCAGACAGUUUAGAGAUCCAUUUUGAUUUAUUCCAUCACACCCCAAAGCCAAAAAAUGGUGAAAUUUUGG